GGGAAAGUGUCCAUAAUGACUAUUAUUUUAUGUCAAAAUAUUAAAGAUGAACUUGACUGAACAAAGUUCCCAAUUUAUGGCACGAUUUUGGGUUCGCAAAACAGUAAAAUAUCUUUGGUAAAAAUAUAAUGCGUUUUAAUCACAGAAGUAAUCAAAGCCAAGCAUCAAUUAAACCCUAAAGCCAGUUGGAAAAUCAACAUAUUUUUGGAUGACUGUGGGGUCCCAGUGCAGGGAUAAAUGUCUCACUUGUGAGGUGAGUGGUCCCAUUGUUUGGAUGUAAGCAGCCUCAAACAAAUAYGCAGGCUGGGUGCUAAUCUAACAGAAUAUGCAAAGCUGUACACAGUCAACAGAGAGGUUGGAUAAAGGGGCUGGAUAAAAAAGUGGUUGGAACUCAGUCAUUAGAGAAAAUGCCCGAAGACGAAUACAAAGCAUUUGGAGCGGCUGCUUUAAGGGGACCAGUGGUUGAUUAAUUAUAUUAGGGAUGAAUAAUCGAGAAGGAGAGGCCGACAGAUGGAGCUUGUGAUCCCAACCAGAAARCCAAAUAAAUGAACACUUGACUAGGUAGAUCCUUUAUUAAGGAGUCUGGUGGCUUGAUGGGAUAAUUUGAUUUUUCUGGAGAAAAACAAGUUUCUGGACUUGGUUAAUCUCAUCAGAGCGGAUCUACGUUUGGACAGAAGGGGACCUGCUCUCACUGAGUCCAGCAUUUAAACAGAAGUCUGAAGUGAAGCAAUGGCAGCGACAAGCCCUCCAAAAGGAUGUGGGUCCAACAUCAGCUCCAUAUAUUACAACCUGUGUGACCUGACCACGGUGUGGGGGGUCGUGUUGGAGACUAUUGCUGCUGCGGGCGUGAUGACCUCCUUCGUCCUGUUUAUCAUUCUCAUGGCCUCCUUACCAUUUGUGACGGACAAGAAAAGAAAGGGYAUGGUGGCUCUACAGGCCAGUGUUUUAGUCUUUACGUUGGGACUCUUUGGGCUUACGUUUGCCUUCAUUGUGGGUCGGUACUCUACAAGCUGUGCCGCUCGGARGUUCUUGUUUGGAGUAAUGUUUUCUGGCUGCCUGGCCUGUUUGGUGAUGCAUGGACUGUGGCUUUCCCUGUUGAAGCGGAGCACCCGUGGACCCAGAAGUUGGAUGUUGUGGCUGGGAGCUCUGGGUCUCUGGCUCGUUGAGGUGAUCAUCAACACUGAAUGGCUCGUCCUCACCRUCAGAAGCCCAUCUGGAGGAAGUGUUACCCCAUAUCUCCUCUGCAGCACUGCCAAUGAGGACUUUGUAAUGGCUCUCAUUUAUGUGGGGAUUCUGACCCUUGCGGUGGUUKUUACGGUUUCUCCAUCGCUUACACACAAGCACAAGCAAUGGCGCAGAGAUGGCAUUUUCAUCCUGGUCACGGGGCUCUUUACCAUCGCCAUCUGGGUGGUUUGGAUUUUCAUGUACGUCCGUGGAAACCAAGUGAUUGGAAAUCCCAGCUGGGACGAUCCUACUUUGGCUGUCGCUGUUGUGUCGAAUGCUUGGGUCUUCCUUGGCUUCUAUACAAUUCCAGAAAUUUGCCUACUGACACAAGUGAACCCAGACCAGGAGCAACCUUUUGAUGUGGAGGAUGUCUAUCCUGCAAGGAGYCUGGUGUAUGACAACACAGUGAAGGAGCCAGAGCCAACACAGGAGAAUCUUUAUGUAGAGAAUAAAGCUUUCACCAUGGAAGAGCCCCGGUCAGCAGAAUCCACAAAGCCAGAGUCUCCAUAUGGGGUUUAUAAUGGUCAGCUGCGGAGUGCAGUGUACCAGCCAACAGAAAUAGCCCUUAUUUCCAGAGGUCUGACAAUGAUGGACUCCAGUGUCAUGAUACCUCGAGCCGUAACCCCGUCUUUGAAAGCAGGGAGCCGCAGGAGCUCCCCGUCUCGUUCAGUCGAGUCUUCAACGUCUCAAGGACUGUCCUGAGUUCCACAUCAGGGGAGAAAAAAAGGCAUCAGGAGUUUAUUAACAGACUUCUAAAAUGUGCUCCAUGUUUAUUUUUUUGGAUWUGCCUUCAGUAACAUUUCUUUUUUUCUUAAUUCAAACCAGGUUUUGUAGUGUUGUACAUAGUUUGAAGCAAGCGGUGAAAAUCACAGCUUCACACACCUGGUUAAUCAGUACUGACAACCCUUCUUCUGUUGCUCUGACUGCUUUUAAAUCUAAAGCGGCGCGACAAGAAAAAAAUAUCUAGAUCACAACUGAACUAUCUCCAGCAUCAACAUUCAUAAUUGUAACUCUUCAUUCCUGAUUGUAAAACAGUAAACCUGCUUUAAAGGGUUAAUAAUAUUUAACUAAGUUUUAAUAUGCCUAAUAAUAACUGUACACACAUACAUCUAGUAAAUUAUUAAUCUGCUUAUUAUGGCCUGAUGCACUUAGUUGCUUUGUAAAUGUUAGUUAUGUUUUUUAUUUAUAUUUGUAGUGUAAAAAAAUCAUGUGUCAAAAAUAAAUUGUAAAUGUUAA
Messenger RNA from Austrofundulus limnaeus, 2460 nucleotides. RefSeq names its product G-protein coupled receptor family C group 5 member C. Gene Ontology annotation, cellular component: extracellular exosome; signaling receptor complex; intracellular membrane-bounded organelle. The transcript has 4 exons. NCBI's taxonomy places the organism in Eukaryota, Metazoa, Chordata, Actinopteri, Cyprinodontiformes, Rivulidae. Gene Ontology annotation, biological process: G protein-coupled receptor signaling pathway. The record is from RefSeq and is a predicted model, not a curated record. Gene Ontology annotation, molecular function: protein kinase activator activity; G protein-coupled receptor activity. Bases 730 to 1926 code for a protein of 398 amino acids.